GGAACAAUGAUCGCGGCGGCAGAGAUACCCCAUCACGGCCGCCGUAUUUAAAACAGUCCUCAGCACGCUGCCUACCCCGCGCCCCCGCCUCACGUCCACCAUGUCGUCCGCGGUAACCACAUAUCUCAGCCAGUGCUUUGUCAACCUCAUCCCCCAUCGGGAAAAGAAAGCCGGCGACCUCACGCUCUGGCAGGCGAUUCGCAGCCUCACGUGGAUCCAGUGGGCACAAUUCUGGUGCGGAUGGUUGGCGUGGAUUUGCGACUCCUACGACUUUUUCAGCGUGUCGCUCAGCGUCACGGCCCUCGAAAAGCAGUUCAACAAAGAUGCUAAUACCAUCUCGACCGCUAUCACGCUUACGCUCCUCUUCCGUUCGUUAGGUGCUGUUAUCUUCGGUAUCGCCUCGGACCGCUUCGGCCGCAAGUGGCCGCUCGUCGUGAAUUUGCUCCUCGCCGCCGCCUUCGAGCUUGGCUCGGGCUUCGUGAACAGCUAUGAGCAAUUCCUCAUCGUGCGCUCCUUCUUCGGAGUCGCCAUGGGCGGAAUCUGGGGCCUCGCCUCGUCCACCGCGCUGGAGAACCUGCCUGUGGAGGCACGCGGUCUUGCGAGUGGGUUCCUCCAGGAGGGCUAUGCAGUCGGGUAUCUUCUUGCCGCGGUGAUCAACCUGACGCUCGUCCCGGAGACCUCGACCGGCUGGCGCGGGCUCUUCUGGCUCGGCGCGGGCCUCAGCGUCCUCGCGGCGGCGGUCCGCGCUGUCCUCCCCGAGAGCGAGGUCUUCUUGCGCGCAAAGGCGGUCGAGCGCGCGACGGGGCACACGACAAAGAACAAGACGAAGGUGUUCGUUCGCGAGACGAAGCAGAUGUUGAAGAACCACUGGAUUCUGUGUUGCUACGCGGUCGUGCUCAUGACUGGGUUCAAUUUCCUCUCGCACGGUUCGCAGGACUUGUACCCUACGUACCUCCGGACCACGAAGGGCUUCUCCGAGCACGACUCGACAGUGGCAACGAUCAUUGGAAAUUGUGGUGCCAUUGCCGGUGGUACCAUUGCCGGAUGGCUGUCUCAGUACAUCGGCCGGCGACUCACCAUCAUCCUGUUCGUCUUGCUUAUCGGCGCAUUCAUCCCGCUCUGGAUUCUCCCGUCUACAUUCGGCGCAUUGUCAGCAGGUGCUUUCUGCGUGCAGUUCGGUGUGCAGGGAGCUUGGGGAGUAAUCCCGAUUCAGCUCGCGGAGAUGUCCCCACCCGCGUUCCGUGCGACCUUCCCUGGUGUUGCAUACCAGAUGGGCAACAUGGUCUCCUCCGCCUCCGCACAAAUCGAGACCACCGGCGGCAAGAACCUCAAGACGACCAUCUUCCAAAAUGGCGCAUACCAGACCGUCGCGGACUACGCGACCGUGCAGGGGAUCCUGCUCGGCGUCGUCGCCGCGUUCGUCGUGCUCUGCACGAUUAUCGGCCCAGAGAAUCACGGCUCGCACUUCGAGAAGUACAAGGCGGCGUUCGAGGAGGGCGCCGGGCGCGACGAGGAGAUGCCCGACCUUGACGAGCACGGGAACCCCAUCGUCCGUGCCGGCCCCGAGGGUAAGGGCGCAGACGUCGAGUCGGGGUCCCGCCCGAGGAGUAUCGAGGAGGUUAGGGAGAAGGACGUGGAUUAGCGCAGUGGGUGCUGAGUUAGUGGAUGGGUAUAUCCUAAUCUUCGCGCUCUGCCGAUUCGUGGUGAGCGUGGUGCUCACCGACGAGGUAGCAAGCCCCGGUGGGCCGAGUUGUACGAUCAUGCCGUGACGACCUUCACGAUGUUGUGUGGAAGCUGUAUUUUUACCGUGUACGUCGACGAACAUAUCUAAACACCUGUAAUGCCUUCGA
Messenger RNA from Rhodofomes roseus, 1850 nucleotides. RefSeq names its product carboxylic acid transporter. Gene Ontology annotation, biological process: plasma membrane lactate transport. The transcript has 7 exons. The record is from RefSeq and is a predicted model, not a curated record. Gene Ontology annotation, molecular function: secondary active monocarboxylate transmembrane transporter activity. The coding region runs from base 101 to 1642 and encodes 513 amino acids. Gene Ontology annotation, cellular component: plasma membrane. Lineage: Eukaryota; Fungi; Basidiomycota; Agaricomycetes; Polyporales; Fomitopsidaceae.